AUGCAGGCACUUCAGCCGGCGUCCGAGGAUGGCUCGGUUAGCCCGCGAGAGAAUGAAGUCGCGCGGACAGUGCUCAUCGAGCUUCUGGCGCAUCAGUUCUGCUUCCCGGUGCGAUGGAUCGAAACGCAGGAUCUGCUAUUGGGAUCCCACAACACUGAGCGACUCGUCGAAUUCGGACCGGGCAAUACACUAGUCAACAUGGCCAAGCGAACAAUUGCAUUGAAAUACGCACCAAGAGACACGGCCCAAAAUAUUUCACGGCAACUCUUGAACUUCCAGCAAAAUCUCGACAAGAUCUCCUACGAUCAGAAAUUUGUUACUCCACCUGUGAUCGAGCGACAACAAGACUCGGUCAAGAAGUCUGAUCCUUCGGCAGAAUCGAUCAAGAACACAGCUCCUCCUCCGGAUCCAGCCUCGACAUCUACCCCUCCACCUCCAACUCCCGAUUCCGCUCCAUCACCAGCAGCCGUUGAAGACCAGCCGGUCAGCGUAAUUGAGAUCGUGUCUACUAUCAUUGCAGUUGGCUUGAAGAAACCGCUGGAUGGGUUUCAAAUGAGCAAGUCGAUCAAGGCUUUGUCCGGCGGACGAUCAACGCUACAGAAUGAAAUCAUCGGUGACCUCUCAGCUGAAUUCGAUGCAAUUCCUGAAGCUGCUGAGGAUCUACCCUUGGAAACGCUAUGCUCUACAAUUCAGAGUACUUUCAAUGGAAAGCUUGGCAAGAAAAGCUCAUCGCUCAUAGACAAACUGAUUUCACAGAAAUCACCUGGCACAUUUCAGAACGCCGGUAUUCGUAAAUAUCUCAAACAGCGAUGGGGUCUCGAGACAGGUCGUCAGGACAGUAUUCUCCUUUGGGCUGUGACUUCGCAACCGGACUUUCGACUGAAGAACGAGGAAGAGGCGAAGAUUUUCUUGGACAGCGUUGUCCAAAUUUACAUCAGCAAGACUGGGCUAGUCAUCGGCGAGACACCAAACUCUGGUGGUGCUUCAGGAACACAGCCAGCUGUCAGUGCGGAGGCACUAGAAUUCUUAGAAAGUCGACAGAAAACUGCGUGGGAAGAGCAGCUCGGAGUCUAUGCUCGAUUACUGGGAAUGGACCUGCAGGCCUCGGAACCGGCCCACGCAGCGCUUCGUAAACGUAUAGCCGAGCUUGAAUCUCAGCUUGAUGACUGGAACAGCGAGCAUGGCGAGUUUUACUCUUCGGGUAUCCAUCCUCUGUUUACGCCGCUCAAGGCUCGAGUCUAUGAUUCCUGGUGGAACUGGGCCCUGCAAGAUCUGCUCGCUCUUGUGGCUGUUGCAACCCGAUCAGAUGCGAAAUCAACAGAGGUUCUCAGGCUGCAACGGAAUUUGGUCAACAGGUCCCAUCCACGUCUCAUAAAGGCUGUGGAGUAUAUGGCAUCCACCACGUCCGACACGACCGUCCGCUCACUUUUGCAGAAUCUGGUCGCUGAGUGCCAAGCAUUUGUGAGCAAAGGGGCGAUGGUAUACCGAGAUAGGGUAUCGAGAGCUCCAGUGACGACAGUAGACAAGACUGGCAAAAUCAUUUACAGAGAGCGUGUGCGACCUACAGAAGCCGGAUCUAUCAACGACGACAACCUCCUGAGACUUGGCCGUAAAGGCACAAACGGUUGGCAGUACUCCGACGACCUAUCACUACAUCUGCAUCAGAGCUUAUCAGAAGCCAUAAAUGAAGGCUAUUGCUUCAAUGAGCGGAACAUCCUGGUCACGGGCGCUGGUGCCGGCUCCAUUGGGUGUGAGCUCGUUGCUAAGCUUCUCGCCGCAGGAGCCAAUGUUGUCGUCACCAGCAGCUCCUACUCGCCAAAAGUCACUCGAUUCUAUCAAAGUCUCUACGCAGAACAUGGUGGUAGAGGUUCUCGGCUGAUCCUCGUCCCAUUCAACCAAGCCAGUGUUCGGGAUAUUCAAGCCCUAGUCAAAUACAUCUACGAAAAAGAAGGCCUUGGCAUGGAUCUCGACUAUAUAAUCCCCUUUGCGGCCAUAUCGGAGAAUGGGCGAAACCUAAACAACAUCGACUCGCGAUCAGAGCUCGCACACAGAGUCAUGCUCACAAAUACAAUGCGCCUGCUCGGCGAAGUCAAACAACAGAAAGAAACCCGAGGCAUCUUGACUCGGCCAGCACAAGUCAUUCUCCCACUUUCCCCCAACCAUGGAAGCUUUGGCAGUGACGGUCUAUAUGCAGAGUCCAAGCUUGGAUUGGAGUCUUUGUUCGAGAAGUUCAACUCAGAAGAUUGGGCUGAGUAUCUGCUAGUAUGUGGCGCACUCAUCGGAUGGACGCGAGGUACAGCCCUGAUGUCCGACAACGACAUUGUGUCUGAAGACAUCGAGAAACUCGGUAUGCGCACGUUCUCACAAAGUGAGAUGGCAUUCAACAUUCUAGCACUUAUGAGCCCGUCAGUCCUUCCCUUGUGUACGGACGAACCACUUGUGGCGGAUUUGAGUGGUGGCAUGGGUGGGAUCCCGAAUCUGAAGGACGUCACUACCAAGAUCCGAACGUCGAUCACUCAGCUCGGGGAAGAACGACGAGCAAUUGCACGAGAGGCAAUCUUCGACAGCCCUGCUAUGAAUAUCGAACAAGAGCCGGAAACACAGGCCAACCUAGAAUUCAGCUUUGCGUCACUACCUGAUUGGGACACCGAAGUCCAGCCGCUCGCUCAGUCGCUUGAAGGCAUGGUUGAUCUUGAUCGCGUUGUAGUCGUUUCUGGAUACGCUGAGGUUGGCCCGUGGGGUAACUCACGCAUCCGCUGGGACAUGGAGCUCCAUGGCCAGCUGUCAUUGGAGUCAAUCAUAGAAUUGGCGUGGACUAUGGGUCUCAUCAAAGCUCACUCUGGAAUUGUUGAUGGCCAGCCGUUCUCUGGAUGGCUAGACAAGGAAACUGGAAAGCCAAUUGCAGAUCAGUCGAUCAAAGAGAAGUACGAGAAGUUCAUGCUCGAACAUGCUGGCAUACGUUACAUGGAGCCCAAAAAAGGCUCACAACUUUGGGACGGCCAGGAGGCGCUCCAUGAAAUCGAGAUUUCCAAGGAUCAUGAACCUUUCGAAGUCAGCAGAGAAGCUGCGUUUCAUCUCAAGAAGGCGCAUGGGGAAUUCAUUCACGCAACAGACAAUGAAGAGACAGGCCAAGUCCGCAUUGUGCUCAGGAAGGGCGCCAAGAUCAUGAUACCUAAACUUCUGGAUACGCAGCAUACUGUGGCCGGACAGGUUCCCACAGGCUGGGAGCCCAGCACCUUUGGGAUACCAGAAGAAGUGGUAACGCAAGUAGAUCCGGUGGUGCUCUACGCCUUGGUCGCUGCUGCUGAAGCAUUUCAAUGCGCUGGAAUUCUCGAUCCGUAUGAGUUUUACAAGCACCUCCACGUCAGUGACGUCGCCAAUUGUGUCGGCUCUGGUUUCGGUGGUGUUACUAGCAUUCGAAAAAUGUUUAAAGGUCGAUACCAGGACAAGGAAGCAGCCAACGACAUUCUGGCAGAAUCGUUCAUCAGUUCAGGCAGCGCAUGGAUCAACAUGCUCUUGCUUUCGGCUGCUGGCGCCAACAAAACGCCUGUGGGUGCCUGUGCAACUGCUCUCGAAUCUCUUGAUACAGCCUACGAUCUGAUACAGGCUGGAAAAGCGAAGGUGUGCCUGGUUGGUGGCUUCGACGACAUGCUAAAAGACAUCUCGGAAGAGUUCGCAAACUUGAAAGCCACAAUCAAUGCCGACGAAGAUGCCGAAAGAGGUCGAGAGCCACGGGAGAUGAGCCGUCCCGCAACUUCGACACGAAAGGGGUUCGUUGAGUCUGAAGGUGCAGGUGUACAGAUUGUCACCUCUGCGACUGUGGCUCUAGAGAUGGGGCUUCCGAUCUACGGUGUUGUCGCACUGACACGUACAGCCAUGGACAAAGCAGGCCGGUCUAUUCCUGCUCCUGGUCGAGGCAUUCUUGGCUCAGCUAUUCAGAAGCUGGGCAAGUAUGACUCGCCAUUAAUGAACGCUGCCUACCGUAAGCGAGCACUAGACCACAGGAGACAGCAGGCUGUGGAUAUGCGUGAGCUGCAACUUUCUUACCUGGAGGAAGAAAUCACAAGCUUGAGGGAGCAGGAUCCUUCUGCUGAUGUUGAAGGCUACCGGCAACAGCGGAUCAACAGCAUUGAACUUGAUGCCAAGCGCGAUCUUAAGGACGCUCUCAAUCAAUAUGGCAACAAUUUCUGGACCCAUGAUAGUCGCAUAGCGCCUAUCCGAGGCGCAUUGGCGGUCUGGGGCUUGACUAUCGAUGACAUCGACGUCGUAUCCUUCCAUGGCACGUCUACACGCGCGAACGAGAAGAACGAGGCUGCAGUCAUCAACGAGCAAUUCAAGCACCUCGGCCGGAGAAAAGGCAAUCUAGUGCCUGGCAUGUUUCAAAAAUCUAUCACUGGCCAUCCCAAAGGCCCGGCUGGUGCAUGGAUGCUCAAUGGUUGCCUCCAAGCCAUGCAUGCUGGCCAGAUCCCCGGCAAUCGCAAUGCUGACAAUAUCGAAGACGUCCUUGAGCAGUUCGAGUAUCUGGUGUUCCCGAACAAGUCGAUCCCGAAGCCAGAAAUAAAGGCAUUCAUUACCGAGUCCUUCGGCUUCGGGCAAAAGGGCGCUAUGGCGAUCGGGGUGAAUCCCAAGUAUCUUUACGCUACGAUGAAGCAGGAGGACUUCUUGGCCUACAAGGAGAAGCUGAGGCUGCGGGAGAGGAAAGCGAGCAGGAAUUUCCACGAAGGACUGUCGAAUAACACGGUCUUCCAAGCAAAGGAGAGCCCGCCUUGGGCUGCCAGCGAGGAGAUGAAGAUCCUACUGGAUCCAGAUGCCAGGUUUUGA
This is a messenger RNA of Cyphellophora europaea CBS 101466, 4821 nucleotides long. RefSeq lists its product as uncharacterized. The record is from RefSeq and is a predicted model, not a curated record. The transcript has a single exon. Gene Ontology annotation, cellular component: fatty acid synthase complex. Bases 1 to 4821 code for a protein of 1606 amino acids. Lineage: Eukaryota; Fungi; Ascomycota; Eurotiomycetes; Chaetothyriales; Cyphellophoraceae. Gene Ontology annotation, biological process: long-chain fatty acid biosynthetic process. Gene Ontology annotation, molecular function: 3-oxoacyl-[acyl-carrier-protein] synthase activity; fatty acid synthase activity; holo-[acyl-carrier-protein] synthase activity.